CACACACACACACACGGACGCUCACUCACACACGUACACACACAUAUUUAUAAACACACAGAAGACUGAUAAACAAAACUCUGCCCUCCAACCAGGGCAUGCUGGACAUUAUUCUGGAAGAAAUUUGAUUUAUUUAAUCUGAAAAGAUGCAGUUCAUGCUGCUGUUCAGCAGGCAAGGCAAGCUACGCCUGCAGAAAUGGUAUGUUCCUCUGUCUGACAAGGAGAAAAAGAAGAUCACACGGGAGCUGGUGCAGACCGUCCUGGCACGGAAGCCCAAGAUGUGCAGCUUCCUGGAGUGGAGAGACCUCAAGAUUGUUUACAAAAGGUACGCCAGUUUGUAUUUCUGCUGCGCCAUCGAGGACCAGGACAACGAGCUGAUCACCCUGGAGAUCAUUCAUCGCUACGUGGAGCUGCUGGAUAAGUACUUCGGCAGUGUGUGCGAGCUGGACAUUAUCUUCAACUUCGAGAAGGCCUACUUCAUCCUGGACGAGUUUCUUUUGGGUGGUGAAGCUCAAGAGACGUCCAAGAAGAACGUCCUGAAGGCAAUCGAACAGGCUGACCUGCUGCAGGAGGAAGCAGAGACCCCUCGCAGCGUUCUGGAGGAGAUCGGACUCACCUAAACGGAGGAGAAGGACACGCCGUCUUUAACACACACACUCACAGUUUGUCUGUUUAAAGAUGUAGCACACACACACACACACACACAUAUAUAUCGUAGUGCAGUUUGACAAUACAUAUGUCAUUAUUUUUUUCUCUGAAUGCUUUAAAUGACACACACACACACAUACACACACACACAAUGUAGCACUGUACAGCUUCAUCAGGAAAACAGCCCUGACAUUUCCUUAACUCAACUCAGCCUUAAGAUCAGCUCAAGUUUACACUCUGUACUUGAUGACGUCAUCGAUCAUAAUCGUUUGGCUUCUGCACAUUAACAGAAGAAAAAAAGGGAAAAAAAGCAAAGCAUCACAUUACAGGCUACAUACUGUAUUGCCUGUAAUAAAAAAAAAGUAUUUCAGUGCUCUUUCAACAUUAUUUUGGAUUACAGCACGAAACCAGGAAGGGAAAAAUAAAAUAUAAGUGCCGCACCGAGCCGAGAGAUUAUUUAGGCUGGCAGAUGAUCGUGUACCUCAAAAUGUAUUUUAGGUCUGCAUAAAUACCAGAACUAAAGACACAAAACAUGCAUUUGGUUAAAAAAUCAAAAAAGUCCAUUUUGAUAUUAUUUUAUUCCAAAAUGUCUGGGUUUCACUGUGCUUUGAGAAAAAGUGUAGCUUAGUAGGAUAGAAAGGUUUUUAGGUACUUUUAGGUACUCUGCUCAGAAGAACGUACGACAUAAGAGAGCACUUUUGUUAUCUGGUUCUUUUGUUAAUUUAAGUUAAUUUUGCCCAAUCUGACCAAAUAUAAAAAGUUAGCACUUAAAUUAAAUAUUCUAUUACAGCAGCACCUCGGCAUACGAAUGCCUUUUUUUUUUUUUUUAUUUGCAUCGGCAUACAAAGCAUUUUUCGACAAACAAACCUAACACUGGUAAAGUCGCACAUACGCCUGGGAGCCCCUCAUUUUUACGGAUUGUUUUUCACGCUGUAUGAAAAAGUCAAUCCAUGAUAACAAAAGCUGCCUUCAAAAGCUACGUGAUUUUCCGCGCAUUUUUCAAUUUUUAAAAAAUUGGUAAUAUUUUUGGCUGGCUGGAACGGAUUAUUUGCAUUAACAUUAUUAUUUUUCCGAAAUGAAUUCAAUUCGUACGACGAGGUUCCUCUGUAUACUGUAUAUUUCAAGAUCACAACAAAAUUACAACAAUAUAGUGAAUUCCCUGAGCGUUCAGCUUGUGAUUAUGAUUUUACUAACAGAACUUGAAGGCAGCAGAAGUUUGUCAUAAAAUCUUAUGUUACUUUGGGGAGAAUGCAAAAAAAAGAUUUUUAAAAAAUUCAUGCUCGUUCCUCUACCUCAAAUCUCUUUCUUAUCAAUUUACCUUGCUGUUUUUUUAUUUAUUUUUUUAGGUCAUUUAAAUUUGUUAAAGCAAAAAUGCAAUUUUUUUAACCAUCUAAAAUUAUUUUAAUUUUUCUUAAUAAUUAUUGGUAUGGAAUAUUUUUUUUCUUCACUUUGACUUUGUACUUGAUUCGGAUUAGUGGCACUAAUUCUUCUUUAAACGCAUUAUGGUUCUGUGCUUUAAUAAGUAAAUAGCGAAAGGCCCGAGAGAGCAGCUCACAUACUUUUUCUAGGCGCAGUGGCCUUGGAUAGAACAGAACAUGAAAGAAUUAAUUUAACAGUUGGAGAAUUGAAAAAGUACAUUUUGGAAAUGGAAAAAAAAAAUUAUUACUACAAAAAAAGGGGGAUAGAAAGAGAUUUAUUUACAAAACCAAAGAGUUUAUCAUUUAUGUUUUCUAUCAGUUUUCCAUGAUGUAUACGCAGCAGGGUUGCAGGUCAGAGCAGAGAGCACGAGAGACGCGUGGACUUCCCGGCACUGAGCGUUCCCGAUCAUCGGCGAUGAUUCACUGUGUUAAACUACUGAUUGUCGAGCGACACCGAAAUGCUGUAACUCUUCAGUUUUAAAGCAGCACUUUGUCAUUUUUAGAAUGGAGUGAAUUAGAAUUAAAGAAAUUCCUGACGGACUGCUCCUUUAAAUGACGUCACACAUUCAGACAUCUAUAAUCACGGCUCACUUUGUUUUAUGUCACAUUCACACGUAUAUCCACGUUAUAUUCCACUUAUAUCGAUCACUGAUAUCCAGUAAACCUGUAAUGCUGUGAUUUUUGCUAUAUCUGGCCUCCAUGGCCCACCGGAUCCUCCUCCGUUCCCCUUCACCCGACCGUCUCCACAUGUUGUGGUUCAGAGUGAAUCCGUCCUGCUGUGUUUGUGGCUCAACAUGGAAUAAAAUUUGU
Messenger RNA from Clarias gariepinus (North African catfish), 2876 nucleotides. Its product is annotated as AP-1 complex subunit sigma-2. Gene Ontology annotation, biological process: intracellular protein transport; vesicle-mediated transport. NCBI's taxonomy places the organism in Eukaryota, Metazoa, Chordata, Actinopteri, Siluriformes, Clariidae. Gene Ontology annotation, cellular component: membrane coat; AP-1 adaptor complex; intracellular membrane-bounded organelle. Gene Ontology annotation, molecular function: clathrin-cargo adaptor activity. The transcript has 5 exons. Bases 147 to 620 code for a protein of 157 amino acids. The record is from RefSeq and is a predicted model, not a curated record.